This is a messenger RNA of Corythoichthys intestinalis (scribbled pipefish), 2474 nucleotides long. RefSeq names its product Ras association domain family member 7a (gene rassf7a). The coding region runs from base 627 to 1943 and encodes 438 amino acids. The record is from RefSeq and is a predicted model, not a curated record. The transcript has 7 exons. Lineage: Eukaryota; Metazoa; Chordata; Actinopteri; Syngnathiformes; Syngnathidae. Gene Ontology annotation, biological process: signal transduction.
UGAUAGAGUGUGCCUCUCUGUGGGUGAGAGAGUAGGAGGAGUGUAGUCAGGCAGAGAGCGAGAUAGCGAGAGAACUCUUCCAGGCGCUCAGAUAUUGACUGUGGUAAAGACAUCCAGGAGCAGUGCAUUCCUGAGGCAGGCAGGGAGCGAAAAAGAGAAGACAAAUCCUUGGUAUCGCUUGGUCACCACGUUCGGCUGCCUCUGACCUCCUCCUCUUGACUGGCACAGUCCUCUCUUUCUCAUAUAUACACACCUACAGAUGCUUAUACGCUCAUGCACGGAAACCCUACCACACACACAUUGGACGGAUUCUGCUACAGUGACAGUUGUAAAGGAUUUCAAUCAGCCAGACAGAACAGAAGUUGGAUCUAAAAAACUCUAAGCAGUGAAAAUAUAAUCUUCGUGGUCGGGUCAGAGUGGCAGCAGCUUCAGUAGGGAAGCCCUGACUUUCCGCUCUACAGCGACUUCAUCCAGGUCCUCCAGAGGGAUCCUGAGGUAUUCCCAGGCCAGAAAAUACUUUGUAAUUAACAAUUUUGAGCCAUGCAAUGCUGAGCUGAUGCAAGCUUAACGAUAGUGAUCUGUUUGGAAGACUAUCUCACCAAUCACCUUACGUCACUCAGCCACAGAUGGAGCUCAAAGUUUGGGUGGACGGAGUGGUGCGGGUGGUAUGCGGGCUAUCAGAAGAGACAUCCUGCCAGGAUGUAGUCAUCGCUUUGGCUCAGGCAAUAGGUCAGACAGGCCGCUACGUUCUGAUCCAACGUCUGCGGGAUACAGAGCGGCAACUGUUGGCCACAGAAAGACCUCUUGAGUCUCUGGCCAAGUUAGGCCAACACGGCAGUGAGGUCCAGUUCUUUUUACGUCGCACUGGCCCUAGCAGCAGCGAUAGGCCUGGCACAAAACAAGACAAAUUAAGCCCCCUCUCUCUUCCCAAAUUUACUGAGCCAGACCUUUUAAAACGGAGCCAUCCCAAGAAAUCUCUCACAUUCAAUCUUGGUCCAUCAACUUCUCCCAAAGUUAAGCAGUUUCAGAGGUCUCCUCGAGACUCCCCAGACCAGAGAGCUUCACCUUCCUCUUCGCCGAUCCCUGCAGCUCCUCAUGCUCUACCUCCCUCCUCACCAAUAGGUCCAUCAAAAGAGGACGUCUUUAGGGCAGUUCUUCAGCAACAAGAGCGACUAAGGGCCAUUGAAGAACAACUGGAAACCCUUGAAAGAGAGUCUAAUACUUGGGAGCGCCACUACCCAUCUCUGUGUCCUUCACCCAUCUCUGAUUCUCGCUUCCAAGAGGAGCUGGACACUCUGGAGCAAACAAUGCGGAUGAACCAGGCUGAACUCGCCCACGAACAGCACUGGGAGGAGGAGUUCCAAGCUGAGACUGAGCGGGAGCGAGGAAUGAGGAGGAAGCUUGGGGAGCUCCAUGCUAAGUUAGAUGAUUGCGGAAGGCAGCUUCAUGAGUUCGCAUCACGCUCCACUCAGCUAGAGCAAAACAUCCAGCAAGAAAGUCAGAUGGAAGCCAUAAACAAAGGGCCAGAGGAGACCCUUGAUGCUGUGAAAGCAGAGCUCCAGUUCCAGGAAAAGCACGGAACAGAGUUAAAGGAACAUCUCUCUGAGACUGAUAAAGCCCUGGGCAAGACAGAGUCCCUGCUACAGGCCAAACAGGAUGAGCUGGAGGAGUUGAACAAGGAGCUGCGGCAGUGUAACCUGCAGCAAUUUAUUCAACAAGCCGGCGUCCUUCCUGCACACAGCCACUCACGCACAGACCUCCAAGAGCAAUUGGAGCAGUUAGAACUGGCACAUCUUCUACAGGAAGGCUACAGAAAUGGCACAGAAUCACCGCCUCGACCUACUGCCAAACAGUUUCUGGGACAUCCACGCAACCUACAGAACCCCCUUGUGUCCAGCCUCAAUCCUGAGGUACUGACAUCCCGAGAGUCGUCAUGGCGAUAAAAACAUGGACCACAGGGCCAAGGGGAACUUGUUCACUUUUUAUGUCACCAUCACCUCCUAUUUAGCCCCUUCCUUUGUAAUUCUCUUUAGUACUAUGGCAUAGAUAUUGUAAAUACAUAAGACAAAUAUAUUUAGAGUUUUGCAACUGUAAAUGUUACAAAUUAUCUACUGUAUGUAAUUGUAAAAUAAUCAAGGACCUUUAGAGUAAUUAUUACAAUGUAUUUAAAUACAAUAAAAAUGUUCUAAUGUUUUCGAAAAUGAUUUAUGCUUUUACUGUAUUUAAUGACUUUUAUUAUAUUUUAACUCUAAAAUUUAUUAACUUGAAAUAAAACUGUGUAUGCACAACCGCCAGCAGUGAACAUCCAACAAGGCAUUCCAAAAAUGACAUCACUCCUUUGUGAAAUAUGAAUAUAUGUUUUGAAUUAUUCACGCUCCUUUCCCCUCCUUGUGGCACAAUGGGUCCUGUGAUGCGUUGUGAUUAUUUCUCGGCUUUGUAUUGGAAGCAUUCAAAGAUGAUUGAAAAGUGCAACC